AUGGAGCAAGGGCUGUCGUUCGACCUCAAUGUCGGCCCCGAGGUGGAAGAAUUUGCCAACGCCCUUGACAACUGCCUCUCGCCAUUCCUAUCGCAAGAAGACAAACGAGCCCGAAUCCUCGACCUCCCUCGGAAGUACUACGAAAAUGCGGUCCGACGACUGCAGCAGGCGCGGCCGAAGAGAGCUCGCAGCGGUUACGAGGAUGUAGAUAUGGAUGCUGAUGAGUUGGAGACAGCGGAUGGAGAGGGCCUCUCUGGGGAAGCUGAUGAGCUUAAGCAGCUGGAAAAAGAAGUGCAGACCUGGGACCUUAUUCGACGACUACUACCGCUACGCUACGCAACGCCAGAAUCAAAGGCAAACGAUCGGCCAUCAAUAGAACUAGACACAAGCUCGACGCAGUCCGAUUUGCUGCUAGAGUUUCUCCUUUCUGAUCCUACAGCUCGGGAGCGCCAUGCAGUCCUUCAGUGGCUUCAGAACAACGCGGCCGAUGGCCCGGAUAUUGACGACCUGGCCCGAGAUCUCCUGAAACAGGCCGACCGAGGGGACAUUAUUGCGCAUGGCUGGCUUCACACGCGAGCAACGAUUAAGCUGCGGAAGAAUUUGACGGCGUGGAAUGGAUUGCUGGAUCGCCAGCAGCCUAGAGUCAUGGAAUCUCAUGUCAACAAGGAUGGUGCUCCCCUGAUUACGCAGUUGGAUCCCGAUGCCAUCACUCGUCAGGGACGAAAGCUUGAGCCUGCCGACGAAUACUUUGAGCGUGCCAUUUGGCUUGGUUGUUUUGAACAUCUUCGCCGUGGAAGUAGCCUGGAAGAACUGCGCGAGUGGUGUCAAGAGCGAACGGAAAUGUGGCGGGCUGUUUCCAUGUCUGCCAUGCUUCUCUCUGAAGACGACCAAACUGCCCUGGCCGAUGACUUGAAGCCCGAGUCUCUGGCUCUCUGGAGACGGAUGUGCUUUGCCCUGGCUCGACAGGGGGGUUCAGAUGAUUACGAGCGUGCGGUGUAUGGUUUGCUCUCGGGUGAUAUCACCAGCGUCGAGAAGAUUGCCCGGAGAUGGGACGACUUCCUCUUUGCCAACUACAACGCCCUUUUACGAACCCAGUUUGACACUUACGUCCUGAGCCGAUGCCCACCAGAUGUGAGCUCGACAUUGACUCAGAAUUUCCCCUCCUUCGACGCUGUUCAGUUCUUGGGAAAGCCACAGGGAGUUGAAAAGCGCCUCGUUCGCUCGCUCGAGUCGCAAGCCAGAAUCCAAGAUGAGGCGACGGAGCCUAGUAAAGCUCUGCAAGCCGCGUUUAUUGCCAAGGAUGUUGAGCGCCACUUGUACGAGCAAGGGCUCGUCAUGAUUGCGGAUGCGAACGCAAAUGGCAAAUCUAUCCUUCUGCCUUCUUCCGAGCCCAUCAACUCUUCUGUUGUGAAAAAGAAGUAUUUUAACCUGGAUCAACAUGAUGGGCUUCGCAUUGUAUCACACGUCUAUGUCCUCACAGCGCUGAUGAAGAAAUUCGGCGGUGCCCAGAAGAAGGUCUCCAACUUUUCACCACCACCCCAAUUGACGUUUUCCCAGGAGAGUAUCUUGGCAGGGUAUACGGAUUACUUGCGUCGUGCCGGUCUGCAGGAGCUCAUCCCCCUGUAUUGCUCAAUACUAGAGGCACCAAGACAAUAUGACGUUCUGAGCUGGAACUUGAUCCACGAGGAGGACCCCGAACAGCGCUUAUUGCAGUUGAAGUUGAUAAAGAAGGCUGGCAUCGACGUCCUGAAGUUUGUAGACAGGCAGGUGAUACUCUUUUACGAGGCAUUGGGCAGCAAGGCUUCUCAGCAGGCUGCCUUUAGCAUCAUCAGCGACGGACCUUCAACACCACAGUUUGGGAAGCUGAUAAAAGCAGACUUCUUUGGCUAUGAGGAGGGCGUCGUGCAAAACGGUGAUGAUCAUGUUAUCCGUUCCUUGGAGUGGCUCUUAAUGGUGGAUGGAAAGUGGGCCGAUGUCUUCUCUAUGGGAACAAAGGUUUACAAGUUCUUCUUGCGUACCGGACGCCUCGGAGCUGCCCGACGGCUCUUUGAGAGGAUUUCCUUCGAGAAGAUUAUCCAGGGGAUCUCGGGACAGGAAGAGACUGACGACAUUUGGUAUGAGGAUGUCGAUUUUUGGGCCAAGCUGCUGGAGCGUAGUGAAGUCUCCAACAUGACCCCUGAGAAGGUACAGGCCGAGGCACGGAAAUUCCGCGGGCUUGAAGCUCUCGUCAAAGCUUUGGAUGGCUUAGAGACAAUUGCCUCCUUGAUGCUUAUCUCAACUGAGCUGUCACAUGGAGAUCGGGACUUUUGGGGUCCGGCGGGUGAGGCAAUCAAGAACGUCAAAGAUUACAUGCGGCCCUUACUGAAGGGAUGGCUACUGCCGGCGAUCAAGAGCGGUGAUUCCGAGCUACGGGAUAUUCGAGCUGCCUACCUGCCAGAGACCAUCUUAGCGUAUAUUAGCGCUCUCCAUUUCGCAGGCACCGGCUUGUCACGAGAUAAUCUAUUAGAGUGCAUGGAGCUCGCCGCCUUGGUGGCAGAGCGUGAGUCAGAUCUGAAAGAAGUCUUCACAGAGGCUAAGCGCAUGACGGAGCUUGUCGAGGCGUUUGCCGCCUGCAGCAAGGCGCUGGCCAUUGCCACUGGAGAGAAGAGGCCGUCUGGAUCUGGCAGCAAGAGGCAGCGGGAGAUGGGAUGGUCGCGAGAUUUGUGGUCUGUCAAGACGGGAUCGGGAGACGCGAGCGUCAUUGGGCCUGCGUAGUGUAUAGCAUGUAUGGGAUUUUUUUUCCUUUUCGGUCAGCUGGGAUGAAUUAAGGAUCAUGGGAUUUCUUUG
Trichoderma virens Gv29-8 is the source of this 2826-nucleotide messenger RNA. RefSeq lists its product as uncharacterized. Gene Ontology annotation, molecular function: structural constituent of nuclear pore. Bases 1 to 2754 code for a protein of 917 amino acids. Gene Ontology annotation, cellular component: nuclear pore; nuclear pore outer ring. Gene Ontology annotation, biological process: protein import into nucleus; regulation of DNA-templated transcription; post-transcriptional tethering of RNA polymerase II gene DNA at nuclear periphery. The record is from RefSeq and is a predicted model, not a curated record. Lineage: Eukaryota; Fungi; Ascomycota; Sordariomycetes; Hypocreales; Hypocreaceae. The transcript has 4 exons.